CGCAGCCGGGCGCGUCGGCGGCGCCGGCGUCCUGGCGGCCGAGUCUCCAAGGACCAGCUGAGCGUGACCGUGACCUCUAGACGCCUGAGGUUGCGAGUUCGGCCCCCGCAAAAGUGCAGCACGCCUUGCGGCCCGCUCCGACCGCCGCCCUUCCCCAGCAGCACCCCGGUCCACCUCGGCCGGGACCUCAGCGUCUGCAGCCAGCCCAAGGACGACGACGAGCUGGGCACCAGUGCCUCCCUGUUCAGCCUUCUGGCCUCGCCUGGCCCCGGGCCACUGGCGCCAAGGAACAGCAUCAUCUCCACCGGCCCCUCCAUCUCUCUGGAUGAUGCCCCGACUGGCUCCCACUUGCCCGCCGCUUCCCUGGACCAAGCAUCUGCCCCCUGUUCCCCGGCGGCAGCAACAGGAGGAGGUAGGUUAACCAGAAUGGUCCACCAAGCCCGUGCUGGCCUCAGUUCAGCUCUUGCUAGCCUUAUGGACUCAGGAAACCCUGAGAAGUCUGAGUUUGGGACAGAUGGAAAGACUGUGAGGGAGCCCUGCUGUGAAAGGGAAGUGGUGGUUAACAGACAGGAGGGCCUGGGUAAGAGGAGGACUGCAGGCAAGGACUCUUGUCAGAAGAGUGGGCCUGGAGGGGCUAACCCCAUAAAAUGUGAGGAGGACAAUGGUUGCAAUGGCUGUAUUGUAUCCGGGGAAAUCAACAGACCUGAGAGAACUAGGCCAAGCCGCAAAAGGAAGCAUCAAGAGGCCAUGGAAACCUCUCUCCUGCAUUUCCAGCAGUUUAAAAAGGGCCAAAAGAUGGUGAAAGAUUCAGUCGUCAACCAAGAUCUGACUUGUUUACAAAAUGUCCGCUCAUGGACCAAAACCAGGGCCUCCUUCAGUUUCCACAAGAAGAAAGUUGUGACUGAUGUGUCAGAGGUGUGCAGCAGUUCUCUCUCUGGAUCCUUCCUAUCAGAAUAUUCAAACCUUUCUGUCAUAAACAGAACAAACGGUACUCUGUCCCCUCGGCACUCCUCUUCUAUGUAUUUAUUAAGCCCCUUAAAGACUCUACACAUUGCCGACAAAAGGGCAUCUGAUGCUGAGAAGGUUUAUGGGGAAUGCAAUCAGGAAGGUCCUGUCCCCUUUAGCUAUUGCUUUCCCACGGAAAGACUGGAACACUGUGAGAAGAUUGGGGAAGGGGUGUUUGGUGAAGUCUUUCAAACGAUUUCUAAUCACACACCAGUAGCCCUAAAGAUCAUUGCUAUUGAAGGACGAGAUUUAGUUAAUGGAUCCCAUCAGAAAACCUUUGAGGAAAUCCUACCAGAGAUCAUCAUCUCCAAGGAGCUAAGCCUCUUAUCUGAUGAGGUGUGCAACUGCACACAAGGCUUUAUCGGGCUGAACUCAGUGCACUGUGUUCAAGGAUCUUACCCUCCCUUGCUCCUCAAAGCCUGGGAUCACUAUAACUCAAUCAAAGGGUCUGAAAAUGACCGUCCUGAUUUUUUUAAGGAAGAUCAGCUCUUCGUUGUGCUGGAAUUUGAGUUUGGAGGGAUUGACUUAGAGCAGAUGAAAACAAAGUUGUCCUCCAUGGCUACUGCAAAGAGCAUUCUACACCAGAUCACAGCAUCUCUUGCAGUGGCAGAGGCAUCACUGCACUUCGAACACCGAGACUUACACUGGGGGAAUGUGCUACUAAAGAAAACCAACCUCAAAGAGCUCCACUACACCCUCAAUGGGCAGACCAGCACCAUCCCCACCUGUGGGCUGCAAGUCAACAUCAUUGACUAUACCCUGUCACGAUUGGAGCGAGAUGGGAUUGUGAUUUUUUGUGACAUUUCCAAGGAUGAGGACCUGUUUAAAGGUGAAGGUGACUACCAGUUUGAGAUUUAUAGGCUGAUGAGGAAGGAGAACAACAACUGCUGGGGUGAAUAUCACCCUUAUAAUAAUGUGCUUUGGUUACAUUACCUCACUGAUAAGAUUCUGAAACAAAUGACAUUCAAGACUAAAUGUAAUACCCCUGCCAUGAAGCAACUGAAGAAAAAGAUUCAGUAUUUCUAUAGGACGAUGCUGAAUUUCAGCUCUGCCACCGACCUGCUCUGCCAGCAUAGUCUAUUUAAGUAAGCCAGUUGGGUAUUCCAAACUGAGAGGGCAGUGGUUUUGAAGCCUCUGUUGGUGUUUUCAGUCUCCAUCCCCAGAGCAGAGUGGAGUUUCCAUUCUUACAUGUUUCCAAUCAACUUUUCAAACAAGAAUUUUGUUUCCAAAUGGAAACUAAAAUAUUCAUUGAAAUGUUUAAACUUGCUG
Messenger RNA from Tupaia belangeri chinensis (Chinese tree shrew), 2274 nucleotides. RefSeq names its product histone H3 associated protein kinase (gene HASPIN). NCBI's taxonomy places the organism in Eukaryota, Metazoa, Chordata, Mammalia, Scandentia, Tupaiidae. Gene Ontology annotation, cellular component: cytoplasm; nucleus. The transcript has a single exon. Gene Ontology annotation, biological process: intracellular signal transduction; mitotic cell cycle; protein phosphorylation. Gene Ontology annotation, molecular function: ATP binding; histone H3T3 kinase activity. The annotation marks the transcript as partial. The record is from RefSeq and is a predicted model, not a curated record.